This is a messenger RNA of Sesamum indicum (sesame), 1120 nucleotides long. RefSeq lists its product as uncharacterized. NCBI's taxonomy places the organism in Eukaryota, Viridiplantae, Streptophyta, Magnoliopsida, Lamiales, Pedaliaceae. The record is from RefSeq and is a predicted model, not a curated record.
GCUCACACAGAAUCUGCAAACCCAAUCAUCAAAUAUCUCUUCACGCUUCUCAUCUCUCUCUCUCUCUCUCUCUCUCUCUCUCUCUCUCUCUUGUGCGUGCGCGGAGGGUGCUGCCAUCUGUGUGUGCUUUUCUGCUUCCAGUUUGCUUUUGUUUUGCCCAUUUUUGGUGUGAUUUUGUGCUUCUUGUUCAUUCACGGACUAGCAAAUCAUUGAUCUUUUUAAUCACUUUGUUCUUGUUUCUAGAUUUCUUGAUCUGGGUUCGUUGCAGUCCCUUCAAAGACCGUGUCUUUUUUACUAUAACAACACUUUGGAACUUGUUUCAGCUUCUUCUCAGAAUCUUGGGAUUGAACAUUAAUCUGCGCUUUGGUGGGUUUCGAGUAUCUGUUCCGCACAUGGUUUAACAGAUUGAUUGUGAUGGGUUUCUUGGUGUAAAAUAAUGGGGCGGGGUCGAGCCAAGGGAAAGAAUCUUUCUGUGACUAAUCAAGACGAUCCUGGGAGUGGUGAGGAAGAAAAAAUUCCUGCUCAGAAGAGAAGGGGAAGACCGCAGAAACCACUUAAAGAUGAAAUUGAUGACGAUGAAGCUCAAAGAAUAGAAGAUGACGACAGUGAGGAAGCAACUGGUGCACCAAACAAAGACUUGAAAAAUAGAACUGUGACACAGAAUGGGAAAAAGAGAAAAAGGAACGGUCAAGUGAAGGAGAAAGUUGAUGUAGUGAUAGAGGAAAAUGGAAAUGAAACAAAACCAAGCACCGAGGAACUGAAAAAAUCAAAUGGUUUUCGUCCAAAUGGGAACAGGCGUAAGAACAAGCCCCGUCGGGCUGCUGAGGCAGUUGUUGAGUGCAACUGAGACAGUGAUUUGCUGCUGAAACAGUGACUCUUUCUCAGAAUAGCGCAUGGGCCAGUGGAAGUGAGACCCUUGACAUCUCUUCUUUAGUUCUUCCAGUAUUACUUGCACUUUCUAUGCAUUUUAUUUGGGAUUCUUUCAACCUCGGACUUGUUUUUUUGGCUGAUCAUACUUCUAAUGCUCUUCAAUGUACCCAUACUAUGUGAGACAUCGUACCAUGUAAAAAUGAAAUCUUCUUCUUGUUUGAUGCCUGAAGUCUCUGCCAUUCAAAACAAA